Molecule: messenger RNA, 2831 nt
Organism: Daphnia magna
Lineage: Eukaryota; Metazoa; Arthropoda; Branchiopoda; Diplostraca; Daphniidae
Exons: 6
Coding region: 978-1796 (272 amino acids)
Source: RefSeq, a predicted model, not a curated record
GUCCCGGCCAGUUGUCCCGCCACUCUGGUCAUUGGCUGCUGGGAAACCUGACAAUCCUGUACUCUUGUCUUAUUGCAUUAAUUUUCGCGUACUAAAGUUUGCCUCAACGACGUUCUUCAAACAGCUGAUGUUUCCCUUUGGCUAGUGCGGUGGUGUCUUGCUGGAACAUUUCAUGUUUUCCCUAGCAGUUUGUUGUGUUGUCAACUUUUUCACAAAACCAAUGGGCUCCUGGUUGCAACGAAUUUACGGCUGCUGUACCAGCGCUGAUUGGUGCUGGUGGCCCAGUUCAAGGUAAACACAUUUUGUUGUUUGUUUUUUUUUGUGAAAACAAUUUCCAUAACUUUAGUGGAAAGGCAACAAUAAUCGUAACUCGUAAGCUUGUCGGCAAUAUUGUCAACAACUUAUUUUCUUUUUCUGCGUCUUCGUGAUUCACGUAUCGUGCUUAUUAUGGACGAUGGAAGAGGGGGGGAAUUCGUGUUUAUGUAUGUAUACACACACCACAUAUAAAACCAAGGACGCCCUUGCUAGCGGCGAUAUUAAUUUCGCUACCGACAUGCCAUACACCCGCAUUUUUUAUUGCGAUCGGUGCCUUCCUCUUUUGACAGUUUCAGAGAAAUGAUUUGCAGCCAACGGGAAGAAAAUACUAUUGGCUGUUGUUGUUGUACGGCAAUGUUUCAUCCGUUUCCCUGAUAAUGGCACCAGUCGCUAUGAAACCAAUAGAAAAUGGUGCUUUAAUUAAAAAAAAAAAAAGGAAAGAUCCCAACACCUGUUGCCCCCGUUGUUAGCGGGGCCAAGAUGAAUAGAGUUGAGUGCUUUAAGUAAUGUGUGCAUGAAGUGAUGAUUACCCCUUUACCCAACGCUGCCCGCGGGAUAACAUCUGGUCGGAGAUGUCGCCAGCUGGAUACAAGCCGGUUACAUCGUUUCUCCAAGACUGCUGCUGUUGCUGCUCUAUACCUAGUGGCUCUUCCCAUUAGCGGAUGCCCGAUUGCAUGUGUGUUCUCAUUUCAUCCGCCCUUCCCAUUUCCUUGCAUCUUUCUUUUCUCUCUCUCUCUCUCUGGUCUCACUCUUUUGCUAAUAUGUUACACGCUCUGCUUUUCCGCUUUGUGGACGUAUUUCACAGGAAGUAUAAUCCAGCAGCGGCAUCUGGCAGAGACGACGCCGACGACGACGCUCUGAUUGAGGCAACUAGCAGCUUCGACGCAAACAACGGGAUCGCUAUCCUUUCCCGCGGCAAAAUUAAGUAUGUCAAGUCGGGAGCGGUGAAUCAUACGGGAUCUACACAUAUCGGGAUUCCCAUCAUCGAUCCGUUGAUUGGCCAAGAUUACAACAGUUCACGACCGGAUCGGCACAAUCAUCAUCAUCAACAAAGGCAGCUGUUCGCCCAACUUCAUCAGCACGCUCGACUUUUGGUCAACAAGAACAUCUUUCACUGGCAUCAGCAGACGCACCAUCAACAUCAAUGGUGGUGGGAUUCGAGCACUCCGCCCUCGUCCGUCGAUCUCGAAUGGGAACACGAAGGUUUGAUGCCGCCUGUGGUGGAGUCGGCCAGUGAGGAAGGAGAUCGCGACCACGACGAUGUAGAUUUGUACGACACAGCCGAUGAAGGAGAAGAAACGGGAGCGGAUAGGACAACGGCCGGAAGAAUAAUUCCAAGUAGCGACCGAAACGAUUCGAUUGUACAUAGAUCUCCGUCACCUGCUUCUGCUUGCCACUCUCUCGAAUGGGAUUCCAAUGGCGACGAUUUCUUUGGUCACGACUGCCGACCAACACCCAACAUCAAGUCUUUCUCAUCGUAAAUGAUCCAGAAUUUUUAAUGUUCUACUUUGUUUUGUUCUAUCGCAUCAGGAUGGGUGGUAGAUUGAAGAAUUCAAACGACGAUUUUUGGAAGUAAAGAGAAUAAAAUACUGGAAGGGGAUCAAGAGAUUUUUCAAAUAUCCCGAAGAGCAUCAGAGAAUCCGAAAUGUCAUUUUGAAAAAUCCAAAAUCGGAAAGGCAAAAAAAUAAUAGAUGACGACCUGCUACUCUUCCGCUCUUCGUGUUUUCCAGAUCAAUAAGGCACCAGGCAUUAAAAGAGUGCAAGCCUCUUUUUUCUUUUUUGUUCUGCUCUCUUAUGGAACAAUCGAUCCGCACGUUCCCGGCGUCAGAGAUCUACCCCGUAUAUAUAUACAUGUGUGUAUGUGUGUGUGUGUGUAUGUGUGUGGUGGCUCCUGUCGGCUUUACACACGGUCAUGGAUGGCGAUACACGGGCUGCGAUGUUCAGCUGAACAAACUCGACACCUCCGCGCGCGCGAUAUCAUCCGAGAAUAGUGCCGGUGAUCAAGCGAUUCCAAGGCCUUAUAUAUAUGAAUGUGUGUCUUUUCUGUAGGUAUGUAUGUGUAAUUGAGUUGUCUUCCAUCUUUGCCUCGGAGAGGUAAUCAGAAUGAUGAACCCAAACGGUUAGGAAAUGAACUGUCGUCGCUGCUAAAAAAGAAAACGGAAGCAAAUCGUCUUUCAAAUGUCAUAUCAUUAUUUAGCGGUGCCCCGUGCUCUGAUAACGUUAUGCUGAACGAAUGUUGGCGCUUGUUUGAGAGAAUCUCUUGGUACCAAUAGAUCCGUAUCGCAUUACGCUGUGUGUGUGUGUGGAUGGAUUGUGAAUGUAUGGUUUGUUGGGAGAGAGAAAAACAAAAGUGGAUUAUAGUAUAAAGUACGCCCAGUCUAAUCGAUUUUUCAUCAAUCUGGAACGGAUGGCAAGAAAGAAAGUUGUUGGCAUCAGUUGUACGGAGGGGAGGGGACAUGUUAUCAUUUUGUUCUGUCACAUCAUCUUGAAUAACGCAAAUAUAAUCGAUAAUUUGA